This is a messenger RNA of Dichotomopilus funicola, 1308 nucleotides long. RefSeq lists its product as uncharacterized. Bases 1 to 1308 code for a protein of 435 amino acids. Gene Ontology annotation, biological process: regulation of transcription by RNA polymerase II. The record is from RefSeq and is a predicted model, not a curated record. The transcript is spliced from 3 exons. Gene Ontology annotation, molecular function: DNA-binding transcription activator activity, RNA polymerase II-specific; zinc ion binding. Lineage: Eukaryota; Fungi; Ascomycota; Sordariomycetes; Sordariales; Chaetomiaceae.
AUGGAUUCGGAGAGCCCGGACGUGGAUCAGGACCCGGAUCACAAUCAGCACCUCGACGCCACCGGCUCGCCGGAUUCCGGGCACUCCACCUCCUCCGAUGCAACGGCAGACACGUCUCCGGCCGAGUCGGCCAUUGUGGUCGCCGUGCGCCGCCGGCCGAUCCCGAGAAAGGGGCAUACCAAGUCCCGGCGCGGUUGCUUCAACUGCAAGCGCCGCAAGGUCAAGUGCCAGGAAAACCGCCCGGAGUGUUCCAACUGCACCCGCAUCGGCCUCGGUUGCGAGUACCCGGACGCUCCCUCACGUCUCUAUGUCGCGGCCGACUCGUCGUUAGCCGCCGUUCCCUCGCCACAUGCCCCGCUGCAGUCGACACCAACUCUCUUCACCGCGAGUGACAUGCGCUUCUUCCACCACUUUUUAGUUUCGGCUUAUCCACCACUACCCAUCCGUGGCGAUGAUUUAUGGAGGGAAAUCGCGCCUCUCUCACAUAAUUAUGACUACCUGAUGCACGCCAUGCUUGGCCUCGCAGCCUCGCACCUUGGCAUCUACGGCGUCCAGUCCUCCUCCGAAGCCCUCACCCACCGCGUCAAAGCCAUCAACCUCCUCAAUCAAGCCCUCGGCAGCCCACCCCGAUCCACGGCCGAAGGUGACGCCCAGUUCGCCGCCAUGUUCGCCCUCGCUUUCCAAGCGUCCUGCAUGCCGGACGGCAUGAACGAGUUCAUAGCCAUGAUCAAGGGUUGCCACGUCGUCGGGUCCACCGCACUGAUCACACACCCCGAUUCGUUGUUUUGGAGCUUCACCCAAGAGCACUACAGUGAUAGGAUCCGCUUGAUCCUCGGACUAGGCCCCGUGGGACUCACGCCGGAGCAGGACGCGCUCAUGGACGAUUUCCUCGACUCCCUUCACGCGCUCGCCCCGUUGUGUACUAGCCCGCUGGAAGUCCGCUUCCUCGCGUCGACCGAGAGUCUCGUGAAAACCACCAAGAUCUCUGCUGCUGAAGCCGUCGCCCAAUUCCCCCACCACUACGCCGUGAUCAACAACGCCACCCCGGAAGAAUUCGCCCCCUUCGUCAACCCAACGCACUACCCGGCCCAGCUCCUCCUCAUCCACUUUGUUCUGAUCGAAUACGCCAUCGGCACCUUUGCGCUCGGCGCUGCCGGCGAGCGGUUCGCCUACCGCGAGAAAUCGUGUGUGGCGUGGAUGGCGAAGCUCGAGGCGGAUUUGCCGGGUGAGUAUCGGCGGUAUGUUGAGUGGCCGGUGGAAUAUGUGAGGAGGGAACUGAUUGGGGGGAGGGGGGUAUUGGUGGGUUGA